Dothidotthia symphoricarpi CBS 119687 is the source of this 360-nucleotide messenger RNA. RefSeq lists its product as uncharacterized. Lineage: Eukaryota; Fungi; Ascomycota; Dothideomycetes; Pleosporales; Dothidotthiaceae. Bases 1 to 309 code for a protein of 102 amino acids. The transcript is spliced from 2 exons. The record is from RefSeq and is a predicted model, not a curated record.
AUGCGUUCCACUCUCCUCCCCCUCCUCUCUCUUCUGACCCUCGCCCCCUUCGUAGCAGCCGACCUCCACCACGACAUCAUCUGCGCUACAAAGGUCGGGGGUGCAACCGUCUACCACGCCGACGCAACAAACAAAGCCUGCGCCGCGUACCGAGCACGCAACACGGGGUCCCAACAGUGGGAUACAUGCCCAGACUGUACAGUGGUCCUUGUCGGAAACCUCAACAUCUGCCACUCAGAGGGGAAGCAUAUUGGCGGGGAUGAAAUGCAGUACUAUUGCAAGCAGAAUGGGGCUAUGUCGGUUGCGUAGAUGGAUGAAGCGUGGGCGUGGCUUGGAGAUCUUACGGUGAAAGGCUUAUUG